This is a messenger RNA of Pollicipes pollicipes, 2319 nucleotides long. RefSeq lists its product as uncharacterized. The annotation marks the transcript as partial. The record is from RefSeq and is a predicted model, not a curated record. The transcript is spliced from 3 exons. NCBI's taxonomy places the organism in Eukaryota, Metazoa, Arthropoda, Thecostraca, Pollicipedomorpha, Pollicipedidae.
AUGGAGGUGGGGCCGUUUGACGCCCGGCUCAUCCCGGAGUACGAUGGAUCAUCGGACGCCGUGGAGUGGUUCACGCGCGCAGCGGCGCUGUGCAGGCAUCGCGGCGUGGACCUGACCGGCGUCCUGCCAGCACGGCUCACGGGCGGCGCCUUCGCUGCCUGGCUGCGGAUGCCAGAGGCAUCGCAGGACUCCGUGGAUGCCGUGCGCGACGCGUUGUACGACGCGUUCACCAUGGACCGUCUCGCGGCCUACGAUGACUAUGCGAGUCGCCGUCUGCAGCCUACGUCCGACGGGAAACGAGUCGGGGGACGCCGCGUCAGCGCGAGCGCCGUCUCCUCGCCAUUAAGGGGCGCGCUUCCCAUCACCCGGCUGGAGGUGAACGGGCGGAUGGUCAGCGUGCUGGUGGACACGGGCUGCACGGACACGCUCGUGCACGCCGGCCACUGCGCACAAUGGACACCGCGGAUGGUGCAAAUGGCCACGAUUAACGGCCAAGAACUCAGGUGCUGCGGGACCGGCAGCAUAGUGAUCAAUACCACGGACCGUCGAGUGACGCUCGAGGUCCUGGUAGUGCCGGGCCGACCGCUGUGUGUUGACGUCGUGCUCGGCAUGAAUGGCAUCACUGCCCUGGGAGGCAUCAGCGUGCGGACGCCGACAGACGUGCGGUUCUACGGGGCGGCAGCUGUGACCCAGCGAGGCCUAGAGGUGGAUGCAGCCGACUUAACGGCGAGGUUUAGCGGCAAAAAGCAGGCGUGGACGGUUGCCUGGGAGUGGAAGGACGGCACGGGCCCAGAAUGUCUACACAAUGUGGUGGCCGAGUAUCCUGUGCCCGCGGACGCGCGGCAGGCGUACGACGCGGAGAUCGACGCAUGGAUCAGCAAUGGCUGGCUGAUGCCGUACGACAAACAGGUGGAUGGACCACCGCGCGGUCUGGUGCCGCUGAUGGCGGUGCGGCAGGCAAACCAGGAUAAGGUGAGACCUGUCCUGGGCUAUCGCGAGCUGAACAGCUUCGUGACGGCCCACACGGUGGACGCGGACGUAUGCGCCGACCAGCCCCGAAAGUGGCGGCGACAAGGGACCCGCGUCACCGUGGUGGACCUGUGCAGGGCGCACCUGCAGCUGCGCCUGGAACGCCGACUGUGGCCCUACCGGACGGUCAUGGUGCGAGGACAGCGCUACUGCCUGACACGACUGGGGUUUGGGCUCAACGUCGCCCCGCUCAUCAUAAAGGCUGUCUUUCGCGCAGUGCUGGCGGAGGACGCCGACAUGCAGCGCGCCGUGCUCCCGUACGUGGACGGCCUGCUGGUCGACGAGAACAUCAUGAGCGCAGACCGCGUGGUGCGCCACUUUGCUCGCUUCGGCCUGGCCUACAAAGCGCCUGAGCGCGUAGCGGACGGCGCGCGCCUGCUCGGCCUACGCGUGCAGCUGGUGGAGAGGAAACUGCACUGGUCGCGCGACAAUGGCGUCGCUGCACCACCGGAGGAGGUCACGCGGCGCGCUGUCGGCUGGCUUCGCCCUGCUGUCGCGUGGCUGAAGCUUAGGGUGAAUGCUGUCAUGCGCGGGUCGGACGACGCCACCACGGACGUGGCACUCCUCUCCCAGAUCUCUCAGACCGCAGAUCGACUGAAGACGAACGACCCGGCCCACGGCCCGUGGAGCCUGACGGGUGAAAAGGUCAUCGUUUGGACGGACGCCAGCGCCAUCGCUGCAGAUGUGGUUAUCGAGAGCCCAGACGACGGUGCGGUAGAGGAUGCCUGCUGGCUGCGCCCUGAGACCACGAUGUCAGCACACACCAACAUGGCGGAGCUGGAUGAGGCGGUGCGCGGGACCAACCUGGCCAUCGCCUGGGGGAUGCAGAUCAUCGACCUCCGCACUGACUCCGAUGCGGUCCAUCGGUGGAUUGACGACGCGCUGAGUGGCCGCGCGUGUCUUCGCACCAAGGCGCAUGGCGAAAUGCUGAUUCGACGGCGCAUGGACGCCAUCCGGCAGUUGGUGGAUGAGCUGAGCCUGACGCUGGGCGGUUCGCGCUGGUGCGGGUCGGAUGGAAACCGGGCGGAUACCCUGACCCGCGUCCCAAAGGAAUGGCUGCGCGGGACUCAGGUAGACGACGAUGUGCCAGUUAGGAUCCUGGCACGCACCGGGGGCGCAGGUGCCGUGGGACGUGGCAAGAGCAUGCGCAUUGGCUCCAGGGCGGCAGCUGCCGCCGUACAUGAUGGUGCUGACGCGGCGAAGGGCGGCGAUAGCAUGGACAUCGAGGCGCGGAUCAUGGCUGCCCAAGAGAGUGCUGGCCAUCCAGGAAUCCGCCAGACACUGUACUUC